AUGGCUCCAAAAUUACAACAAAAAAUCAAUGAUUACGGCAUUUUGAAACAUCAUAUUAUAUUACGCGCUACGGAUCCAUCUUUUACAAAUGCAAAAACCGGCUCGCAUUUGUGUGACACGAAUGGUUGUGUUUCAACGGAACAUCUCUUUAUUGAGAACUUUGACGUCAAUCUUACGCGGAUUAGGUGUGAAGGUGUAACUUUUCUUAUCCGUCUUGGAAACGAAACAUCACCAGGACGUAUUAUUCAAGCAACACCAUGUCGACAUGGUAUCAAUGGGGAUGAUGACGGUUUCAAAAAUAGUUGUAGAAAAUUAAAAAUUUAUGUUCAAGAUGUUAUUAAGUGA
Molecule: messenger RNA, 345 nt
Organism: Adineta steineri
Lineage: Eukaryota; Metazoa; Rotifera; Eurotatoria; Adinetida; Adinetidae
Source: the annotation of a GenBank genome assembly